AGCGGUACUUUCGGUUCGAGCCUCCAGCCACUGAGACGUGUCCGCGCCGCGUUAACGUUACUACACAAACAUUUUUUAAAAUAAUAUUCAAGUGCAAUAUGCCGCCAUUACAGAAUAAAAUAUUGCUUUUGUUCGCCUGCAAUAUAUUGCUGGCUGUCUACGUGUCCGGCGGCAGUAACAAUAAGCAGCAACAACAUCAGCAGCAGAAUCAAGAAAUCUGGGAACAAGACCUUUCGGACACCUUUAAAAUCGAGGGCAGCGAUCAGGGCAUUCAAAAGGUCAACUUGAAGUGCGGUUCCAACUCCAUGAAUGUUAUGCUGGAGACGGAAAAGCCCUUCACGGGUGUGAUGUACACGCGUGGCAGCUUCUACAAGCAGACGGCCCCGUGUUUCAUGAAGCCCACAGCCAACCAGGGUGCCCGAUCACUGGAGAUGAACUUCCAGCUGGACCAGUGCCAGACCCUGAAGGAUGGUGAUCUCUACACGAACAUAGUGGUGAUUCAGAACGACCCAGAGCUGAUAACACCCGGGGAUUCGGCCUUCUCGCUGGAGUGCGACUUCCGUCAGCCGCGCAGCCUCGAUGUGGAGGCCAGCAUGCAGGCCAGGGAUAGGGUGGCCACAGGCUCCAAAAUUACACUCACUAGUCCCGAUCCCGCGGCACCCACGGAACAUCUACACAACUCGGUGGUUAGCAACAGCGAUUCGGUUGAGUACAUUCCAAAGUUUAGCAGACCAAAUAGAACCAUACACCUGGGCUCCGUCGAGGAGGUGGCGCUGCCAUCCCCGGAGCACGCCAGGGACGAGCUAUAAAGAACACUAAAAAUCCUCCUCCACACAGCAUGACACAAAUCGAAAACACAAUCACAACACUUGAAACACACUCUUAAAUACAGGAAAAUCGCACAGAACUCGACGCACACGUAAACAGAGAAGCCGGCGAACAGCAGAUGCACUAACAC
Molecule: messenger RNA, 958 nt
Organism: Drosophila persimilis
Lineage: Eukaryota; Metazoa; Arthropoda; Insecta; Diptera; Drosophilidae
Exons: 4
Coding region: 99-809 (236 amino acids)
Source: RefSeq, a predicted model, not a curated record